This is a messenger RNA of Blumeria graminis f. sp. triticale, 1101 nucleotides long. NCBI's taxonomy places the organism in Eukaryota, Fungi, Ascomycota, Leotiomycetes, Helotiales, Erysiphaceae. The record is from the annotation of a GenBank genome assembly.
AUGCAGUACUCAUCCGCUAUUCUUAUCGCUGCUUUCGCAGUAACCAGUGUCUUCACGCACGGAGUUCUUGAUUCCGUCGAAGGUGCUAAUGGAGUUACCAUGCCAGGUCUUUCAGUUGCCGACGGCACACCGCGUGAUUGCGCCAGUCCUCGAUGUGGGUCAGAGGCUGACACUUCCAUCAUUCGCCAACGUGAGAUGGGCUCCAACAAGGCCACCGCACUUGGCCGUACCCAGGGUGGUGGUCCCGUCGACGCCAGCAAGAUGAUGGCCAUGUUCAUGGGAGGCGGAGGCAAUGCUACGGCGACAAAGGAAGCACGGGAAGUUCACGCUGCCAACGUCCUUCGUCGAAGUCUUGGAGAGCGUGCAGCCAACGGAGGAACCAAGACUCCUAAGGGCACCUUGGAGACUGGUGUCAAGGCUGCAGCUGGAGCUGGAGCAGCCAGUGGUAUGCCAACUUGUUCAGACGAUGGCAAGGUCAAGAUGACCUAUCAUCAGGUCAACCAAGACGGAGCCGGGCCCUUGACGGCCAUGGUUGACGCCACUUCGGGUGGAACUGAUCCAGCAGCAUUCAAAUCGGCCCAAGUCACACAAAAUGUGCCGGGAAUCGGUAUAGGAGGACUGUCAGCUGCGGCCGUGAUGGACUUCCCGGUAGAAGUACAGAUGCCAGCGGGAAUGACGUGCUCUGGAACAGUAGGCGACGCUCAGAACGUAUGCAUUGUUCGCAUGCAAAAUGCAGCAGCAGCUGGCCCAUUUGGAGGAUCGGUAGCAGUGACACAAAGCCCGGCUGCCAAGAAGCGUGCUAUUGAGUACAACUUAUCCAAGCGUCAUUUUGCCCGAGCUCUAGCCAAGAGAAACGCCGAAGAUGACGCAGCAGCAUCAGCAGCCAUUGCAGAGCUUGAGAAGAUCGGAUCUGCAACCAAAGAUGAUGAAGCCGAUAAAGAAGACGCCGCUGCCACCCCUUUGACCAAGAAGAGUGCCGAAGAUGACGCAGCGGCAGAAGCAGCCAUUGCAGAGCUUGAGAAGAUCGGAUCUGCAACCAAAGAUGAUGAAGCCGAUAAAGAAGACACUGACGCAACACCUUUAACUCAGAAGAGUGCUUGA